AUGGUCAAGAAGGCUAUUGACUCGAGAGUACCCGCUUUGAUAAGAAAUGGGGCUCAAACCAAGCAGAGAUCGUUUUUUAUUAUCAUCGGUGACAGGGCUCGCAAUCAGUUGCCUAACUUGCAUUAUCUGAUGAUGAGCGCUGAUCUUAAGAUGAACAAAUCCGUCCUUUGGGCGUACAAGAAGAAGCUUUUGGGGUUCACGUCUCACCGAAAGAAACGAGAAGCCAAGAUAAAGAAAGAGAUUAAGAGAGGAACCAGAGAGGCAAAUGAUCAGGAUCCAUUCGAAAGCUUUAUCUCGAAUCAAAAUAUUAGAUAUGUCUACUACAAGGAGACAGAGAAGAUUUUGGGUAACACCUACGGUAUGUGUAUUCUGCAAGAUUUCGAAGCGCUGACGCCUAAUUUGUUGGCACGGACUGUGGAAACCGUGGAAGGGGGUGGUAUUGUAGUCAUUUUACUCAAAUCAAUGUCAUCAUUGAAACAACUAUACACUAUGACCAUGGAUGUUCACUCGAGAUACCGUACUGAGGCCCACAACGACGUCGUUGCACGAUUUAAUGAGAGGUUUAUACUUUCACUAGGCUCUAAUGAAAACUGUCUUGUGGUUGACGAUGAGCUGAACGUACUACCUGUAUCCGGUGCGAAGAAUGUCGUGGCUUUGCCACCUAAGGAGGAAGAUGAUGUCAAUCCAAAGACAGUUGAGCUGAAUACGUUGAAGGAAUCUUUGGAAGAUGUACAACCAGCCGGAUCGUUGGUCGCCCUGGCGAAGACGGUGAAUCAAGCUCACGCCGUUUUAUCUUUCAUUGAUGUUAUUUCUGAAAAAACUCUGGACACCACGGUUGCGCUGACCGCUGGGAGAGGUAGAGGUAAAUCAGCAGCGCUUGGAAUUGCUAUAGCGGCUGCUGUUUCUCACGGUUAUUCUAACAUUUUCGUAACAUCUCCUUCGCCAGAGAACUUAAGGACACUAUUUGAAUUCAUAUUCAGGGGCUUUGACGCUCUUGGGUAUCAAGAGCAUAUCGAUUACGAUAUAAUUCAAUCCACCAACCCAGAUUUCAAUAAAGCCAUCGUUAGGGUCGACAUCAAGAGAGAUCACAGACAAACAAUCCAAUAUAUCAUACCACAAGAUCACCACGUACUGGGUCAGGCAGAACUGGUUGUCAUUGAUGAGGCUGCAGCAAUUCCUCUUCAAAUCGUUAAAGACCUGCUAGGUCCAUAUUUGAUUUUCAUGGCAUCAACAAUUAACGGUUAUGAGGGUACUGGUAGAUCAUUGUCGCUGAAAUUGAUACAACAGCUACGUACUCAGGCUAACUCAACCGGUCGUGAGGUGUCUCAAACUGAGGUGGUUUCAAGAGACAGCUCACAAAAAAAUACCACACGUAGUGCUGGGCGCCAGUUACGGGAAAUCCUAUUGGAUGAGCCUAUUCGUUAUGCUCCAGGUGACCCAGUGGAGAAAUGGCUAAAUAAGCUUCUAUGUCUGGAUGUCACUCUCAUAAAGAACUCAAGGUUCGCCGCCAGGGGUACUCCACACCCUUCGCAAUGCAACUUGUUCAUUGUGAAUAGAGAUACAUUGUUCUCUUAUCAUCCAGUCUCAGAAUCUUUCCUCGAGAAAAUGAUGGCUCUAUAUGUGGCCUCGCAUUAUAAGAACUCUCCUAACGAUCUACAGCUAAUGAGUGAUGCACCAGCACAUCAACUCUUUGUGCUAUUGCCGCCAAUCGACCCGAAGGAUGGCGGUAGAGUUCCCGACCCUCUUUGUGUCAUUCAAGUCGCCCUGGAGGGGGAGAUAUCCAAAGAGAAUGUUAGAAACUCUCUUGCGCGUGGACACAGGGCAGGAGGGGAUCUAAUUCCUUGGUUGGUCUCUCAACAGUUCCAGGAUGAGGAGUUUGCUGGAAUGAGUGGUGCACGUAUUGUUAGAAUUGCUACAAACCCCGAAUACUCCUCGAUGGGGUACGGAUCUCGCGCUAUCCAGCUCUUGAGAGACUACUACGAAGGUAAAUUCACCGACAUGUCAGAGGACGUAAAGUCUAGGGAUUUCUCGAUCAAGAGGGUAAGCGAUCGAGAAUUAGAGAAGUCUAACCUAUUGAAAGACGAAAUCAAACUAAGGGACGCUAAAAGCUUGCCACCAUUACUUUUGAAACUGUCUGAACAACCACCAACUUUUCUGCAUUACCUGGGUGUCUCAUAUGGUUUAACACAGUCGCUGCUCAAGUUUUGGAGAAACAAUAGGUUCGUGCCAGUUUACCUGCGUCAGACUGCAAACGAUCUAACAGGUGAACAUAGUUGUGUUAUGCUUAAUGUACUGGAAGGGAGAGAUUCUAACUGGCUGGCGGAAUUUGCGCAGGAUUUCCACAAAAGGUUUUUGUCGCUACUUUCGUAUGACUUUCGCAAGUUUACGUCUGUACAUGCUUUGAGCGUCAUCGAAAGCGCAAAGAAAGCUCAAGAAUUAUCCGCGACCGAUUUUUCCACGAAGGAACUCACGAAAGAACAGCUGGAUGACUUAUUUUCACCUUUCGACCUGAAGAGACUCGAUGGCUACGCCAAUAAUCUCCUAGAUUACCAUGUUAUCGUUGAUAUGCUUCCAUGUCUUGCCUCGUUAUUUUUUGCAGGCAAAAUGGGCUCGUCUGUGAGCCUAUCCAGCGUUCAAAGCGCUAUCUUAUUAGCAAUCGGUUUGCAACACAAGGACAUCGACAAUAUAAGCAAAGAACUGAAUAUUCCUGCUAAUCAGGCAAUCGCAAUGUUUGCCAAGAUCAUGAGAAAAAUAUCAGUAUACUUCCGCCAGCUGCAGAGAGAUUCCAUUGCUGAAACAAUGCCUGCCACCAAGGACGAUCAGGUGGCUGAAAUGGACGGGGAAGAAAUAAAGUCCUACGAUGCUGCCAAGACGUUGGAUCAGAUGGAUCAGGACCUCGAAGAAGCUGGCUCCGAAGCUAUAGAUGCCAUGAGAGAGAAACAAAAAGAAAUGAUAAAUUCCCUAAAUCUGGAUAAGUAUGCCAUCGAUGAGAACAGUGAGGGAUGGAAGGAUUCACGCAAGAGUUUAGAAAAAGCUGCGAAAUCGAACGGCGUUGUCAGCGUCAAGACAGGGAAAAAGAGAAAGACAGAGAGUGCUGAGAACAUCUACAACGAAGAGAUGAAAUCUGUCAAGAAAGGGAAAAGUUCUAAGAAGCACAGGUAA
This is a messenger RNA of Torulaspora globosa, 3162 nucleotides long. RefSeq names its product ribosome biosynthesis protein KRE33 (gene KRE33). Gene Ontology annotation, molecular function: tRNA binding; 18S rRNA cytidine N-acetyltransferase activity; ATP binding. The record is from RefSeq and is a predicted model, not a curated record. Gene Ontology annotation, cellular component: 90S preribosome; nucleolus. Bases 1 to 3162 code for a protein of 1053 amino acids. Gene Ontology annotation, biological process: rRNA acetylation involved in maturation of SSU-rRNA. Lineage: Eukaryota; Fungi; Ascomycota; Saccharomycetes; Saccharomycetales; Saccharomycetaceae. The transcript has a single exon.